UGCGUACGUUGAAGGACACAACCGGCGGAAUUGGUGCCUUCUGCAAGAUUGAAAUCAUGGCAGGUCCAGAAACUGAUGCUCAAUUCCAUUUCACUGGUAUCAAAAAAUAUUUCAACUCUUAUACUCUCACAGGUAGAAUGAAUUGUGUACUGGCCACAUACGGAGGCAUUGCUUUGAUGAUCUUAUACUUCAAGUUAAGGUCUAAAAAAACACCAGCUGUGAAAGCAACAUAAAUGAAUUUUAACCUGUACCUCAUCUGUUAAGUUCCCAUGCCUGGAGAAGCUAAUGUCAACUCAUCAUGUGAUACUCAAUUUGUACAAUAAAUUAUGAACCUGGAAAAAAAAAAAA
Leptonychotes weddellii (Weddell seal) is the source of this 348-nucleotide messenger RNA. Its product is annotated as ATP synthase F(0) complex subunit k, mitochondrial. The record is from RefSeq and is a predicted model, not a curated record. Gene Ontology annotation, cellular component: proton-transporting ATP synthase complex. Lineage: Eukaryota; Metazoa; Chordata; Mammalia; Carnivora; Phocidae.